Molecule: messenger RNA, 282 nt
Organism: Sungouiella intermedia
Lineage: Eukaryota; Fungi; Ascomycota; Pichiomycetes; Serinales; Metschnikowiaceae
Source: the annotation of a GenBank genome assembly
AUGAUUGCUAGAAGUUCAUUACGGUUUUCAAGAGUGUUAAUUUCUGGCAGCAGAUCGUAUUCUGUCAAGAAGCAAGCCAAUAAGUUCAACAAACUCAUGGAUAAGAUCGGGGAUGAGAAUACUAAAGAGUCGCAAAAGACCAUUAAGGUGAUCCGAAAGAUUGGAGCUGGUUCAAUCAUUAUUGUCAUAUGCUCUCUCCUUUGGGCUAGUACUCUCUCUGCUCCGGUUAAGGAGACCUAUGAGGAGAUUCCUGUUUUGUCAAAAGACGUUAGAAGUUCGUGA